AGCGUCGCAUGCUCUUGCAGGACUCCUCCCCCCGUGAAUAGAAUUGCAGAGUUUCUGCGGACAGCCUAGGUAGGACUUCGUUGUAUACCUCUCACCGAAAAUGAAGAGUCCUGAGAACAAAACAGUUUUAAAAUUCAAAGGUUUCUUUUAAUGGAGCUUCGUCCCUCUUUUUUUUUUUACGAAUUCUCUCAGGUUUUUUAUAUUGUUGCGAGAAAUCGUGGCAUAUUUGAAAUAGCGACUACGUCCACUUGCCGAUGUAUACAUGAGGAAGGACCUGGAAGUAGCUUUUUAUACAGAGUGAUUAGGAAAGUGAUUAGCACGGACGAGUUUUGCGGCAAAGGACUGUGUAAAGUUCUUCACCAAUUUUUAUGAGAUGAGCCUGAUCAUACGUAAUUUGCAGAGCGCUAUUCCAAUCAGGAGAGUCCCACUUCGCAAGAACAUAGAACAACUCCGUUCUAUUUUGGGUGUGCAAAAGUUUGAUCUUGGUGUAAUUUGUGUUGGUAAUAUGUACAUACAGCAACUUAACAAAACUUAUAGACAGAAGAAUAUCCCUACUGAUGUGUUAUCUUUUCCUUUUCAUGAGAAUCUGGAAGGUGGAGAGUUACCCCAGCCCUGUUUUCAAGAUGACUACAAUUUGGGAGACAUUUUUCUAGGAGUAGAAUAUAUCUAUCAACAGUGUGGACAGAACCACAGUGAUUAUAACAGUAUUCUUACAGUGACAAUUGCCCAUGGCAUGUGCCACUUGCUUGGUUAUAAACAUAAUACAGAAACAAACUGGCAACAAAUGUAUGAAAAGGAAACACAAAUUCUGCACAAGUUAAGCAAAUUGACAGGCACAAACUUUGAACCUCUGUCAAAACACCAAUUCUAAAUGUUAUAUUUAUAUGCUGUUUCAUUAAAAU
Molecule: messenger RNA, 902 nt
Organism: Protobothrops mucrosquamatus (brown spotted pit viper)
Lineage: Eukaryota; Metazoa; Chordata; Lepidosauria; Squamata; Viperidae
Gene: YBEY
Product: ybeY metalloendoribonuclease
Exons: 5
Coding region: 374-871 (165 amino acids)
Biological process (GO): rRNA processing
Molecular function (GO): metalloendopeptidase activity
Source: RefSeq, a predicted model, not a curated record